AUUAUAUCAACCAUGGGCAUAUUCUUUAAUCAUCAAACUAUUGGGGAGAAAAAUACCUCAUAUGUAUCUGAAAAGCAGAUGAACUGCAGUGUGGAGAACGAGUGGGGACAUCCUAUUAAUUGAUCUAGGGAACGACUAUUUCACUGUAAAAUUUCUCAAAGAAUAAAACAUGCCAAAGGUUUUACACGGAGGUCUAUGGUUCAUAAAUGGCUUCUUUUUAUCCAUUAAAAGAUGGCAACCGAACUUCGUCGCCUCGAAUGCAACGGAAACUUCCUCAGCGAUCUGGCUAAGGCUACCAGAACUACCCACUGAAUACUAUGAUCAUAAGAUCUUAGCAACAAUUGGGAAAAAAGGGGACGGCUAGUUAAAACAGACGUCUGUAACUCUGCUACACUAUGAGGGCGUUAUGCGAGGAUCUGUGUAGAAGUUCCUGUUGGAGUACCAGUAAAGAAAAAAACAUAAUUAUUGGUAAACUUAAGCAAGAAAUAAUAUAUGAAGGGGAUGGGAUUCUUUGCGUUAGAUGUGGUUGUUUUGCAACACAUACUCAAAACAAAUACAGAUGGAACAGACAGGAGCUACGGAGGAGCCAAAGGACAACAUACAAACCAAGGCACCCAACGAAAACAACACUAAAGAGUAUAUAUAUGCAGAAGAAGACUCGUGUAAAAUGGUCAAUUUUAAAAAAGCAAAGCAGACAAGGAAGUGUCUCAAAAGUGAGAAGCGAUGCAAAAGGUCCUUCUAACUUAUUCCAGAAGAAGUUGGAAGGAAUAAACCUUAAAUUAUUGGAAGCCAAGACAGAUUCUAGUCAGGGCAUCCCACGCGGCAGCUGAUUCUUUAGCGGUCUUGUAGCUCCAGAUUAGUGGUGAGAUCCUAGGAUUUCGGAUCGUCACUAGUCUAUCCUUAUUUUUCAGUC
Solanum dulcamara is the source of this 913-nucleotide messenger RNA. RefSeq lists its product as uncharacterized. The record is from RefSeq and is a predicted model, not a curated record. NCBI's taxonomy places the organism in Eukaryota, Viridiplantae, Streptophyta, Magnoliopsida, Solanales, Solanaceae. Bases 396 to 830 code for a protein of 144 amino acids. The transcript has 2 exons.